AUGGGUCCUCUAUCGCUUCUCCAGGCAUUGGCAGUGCUCCUCUGCCUCGUGCCCGCCGAUCUCGCGUUCCGUGGGCCAAAUCCGUAUCACACCUGGUUAAGCCCGGAGUAUCAUUGGUUAUAUGAAUUCCCGCUCCCAAUCCCGCCGAUCAAAGAAGAGAAAUGGCCUUCCAGGCCGAUUAACAAUCCUAUAACCGGCAAAAAGGUCAAGUAUUACGAGGUCGAGAUCAAGCAGUUCACGCAGCAGAUUUACCCCAACCUCGAACCGACCACCCUCAUCGGGUACGAUGGCAUGUCGCCGGGCCCCAUGUUCUACGAGGAGAAGGGAAUGGAGUGCGUGGUGCGCUUCACGAACCACGCCCGGCUGGCGAGCUCGGCCCAUCUGCAUGGAAGCUACUCGCGUUCUCCCUUCGAUGGAUGGGCCGAAGACCUGACGCAGCCGGGCCAGUAUAAGGAUUACUUCUAUCCCAAUCUCCAGAGCGCCCGCAUGAUUUGGUACCAUGAUCAUGCAAUCGGCCAUACAGCCGAAAACGCAUACUUUGGCCAGGCCGGGGCCUAUAUAAUCCACGACGCUGACGAAGAUGCGCUUGGGCUCCCCAGCGGCUACGGCAAGUACGACAUUCCCCUGAUCUUGGCUUCAAAGCAAUACAACAGCGACGGCAGCCUCUUCUCGCCGGCCAACGAGGACGACAGUCUGUAUGGUGACAUCUUCGACGUCAACGGGCAGCCGUGGCCGUACUUCAAGGUCGAGCCGCGGCGGUACCGGCUGCGGUUCCUCAACCAGGCCAUCUCGCGCUCGUUCCUGCUUUACUUUGAGAUCGACAGCGGCGACAAGACCGGGCAGGAGCUGGACUUUGACGUGAUCGCGUCGGAUUCUGGCCUGCUGACGCAGCCGGUGCAGGCCAACGAGCUGUUCAUCGCCAUGGGGGAGCGGUAUGAGGUCGUCAUGGACUUCUCCCAGUGGCGGGGCCAGAACAUCACGCUGCGAAACGCCCUCGACUUUGCGCCCCAGCGCGAGUACAGCCACACGGACGAGGUGAUGCGCUUUGUGGUUGGUUCCGGUCCAACCGACGACUCGUCGAAGGUGCCCUCCAAGCUUCGCGACCUGCAGUGGCCGACGGCCAAAGGGGGUGGCAAGGGGCGGAAUUUCGUGUUCGAGCACAUCGACGGCCAGUGGCGCAUCAACGGCAUCAACUUCAUGGACGUGCAGAACCGGGUCCUCGCCCGCCCCGACCGCGGCCUCGUCGAGACCUGGCAGCUCGAGAACCGCGCCGGCGGCUCCAGCCACCCGGUGCACCUCCACCUCGUCGACUUCCGCGUCCUCGACCGGACGGGGGGCCCGUGGGGGGUCCACCCUUACGAGUCGGCGGGGCUCAAGGACGUCGUCUGGCUCGGCCCGGGGGAGAAGGUGACCCUGGAGGCACACUACUCGCCCUGGCCGGGCGUGUACAUGUUCCACUGCCACAACCUGAUCCACGAGGAUCACAUGAUGAUGGCGGCCUUCAACGUCUCGACCAUCGCGGACCUGGGCUACAACGAGACCAACUACGUCGACCCCAUGGAGGAGGCCUACCGGCCCCGCAAGGCCGAAGCGGACGAGUACGCCUACGACGCCGUCCGUGACCGCAUGGAGGUCAUGUGCGGCUACCAGCCCUACGACGACGCCUACAAGGUCGAUGGCUGGCUCAGCUCCUACUGGGCCACCAAGACCGCCAACGCCGGCGGCGCCGACAGCAGUGCCGAGCCCGGCCCGGGCCACACGGGUCCGCCCCAAGGUCCGCCCCAACAAGGCCCUCCCCAGCAGGGUCCGCCCCAGCAAGGCCCGCCCCAGGUCGGUCCGCCCCAGCACCAGAUCACGUCCGCCCCUGCGCCUCCGCCACCGCCACAGCCGGCGCCCGAGCCCCCGCGGUGGUCGGUGGCGCCGGAGGGGUUCAGAACAUCGAAGAGGGCACCAGGGCAGCGUCCCAGGUUUGCAGGCAAUCUCACAGGCAACCCCACGGGCGUCGGGGGGGUUUAA
This is a messenger RNA of Phialemonium atrogriseum, 2016 nucleotides long. Its product is annotated as bilirubin oxidase. The record is from RefSeq and is a predicted model, not a curated record. Lineage: Eukaryota; Fungi; Ascomycota; Sordariomycetes; Cephalothecales; Cephalothecaceae. The transcript has 5 exons. Gene Ontology annotation, molecular function: copper ion binding; oxidoreductase activity. Bases 1 to 2016 code for a protein of 671 amino acids.